Molecule: messenger RNA, 4773 nt
Organism: Dermochelys coriacea (leatherback sea turtle)
Lineage: Eukaryota; Metazoa; Chordata; Testudines; Dermochelyidae
Gene: TTF1
Product: transcription termination factor 1
Exons: 11
Coding region: 423-2582 (719 amino acids)
Source: RefSeq, a predicted model, not a curated record
GUGGUGUCAGCUCUGCCUAGCCUGCUUGAUGAAGGCAGACAUGCCUUGGGACUCAGCAAGGUAUGCAGGGACAUGCCUAUGGGCAGAACUCUGAGGUUUUUCCAUGCCAUGUGAUGGACAGCUUGUCUUUGGAACAAAGGAAGAAAGACCACAUGGCAAGAGACUAUAAAAAGCUGCUGCAGCUCCUUCAUCUUGUCUUCAAUCCUGCUUCUUACCUCUGGAGGAACUUUGUUACACUGAAGCUUUGAACCAAGGACUGAAAGACUCAUCCCAGCUGUGGAUGUACUCCAGAGUUUUGAUUUGAAUCUGCAGUUUAUUCUAUCACUGCUACAAGCCUGAACCAAGAACUUUGCCAUUACUGGAAAGUGAAGCAGACAUAAGAAGCAAGUACAAAUUAUUUUCAUAUCCUGCACUUUAUAAAGAUGAAGAAGAAAAACAGAGAACAUAGUGAGAGCCUUGAAAGCAAAUGUAUGCAGAGUGUGGAAGUUUGUCCUCAUUCUCCUUUGCUCUUUGAAGAUCAAUCUUCCCAGGACAUUGAUGUUCAUAAAAAGAAAUCAAAAAAAAAGAAAACCAAGCAAGAGAAACAAGACUCUUGGCUAGAUAAUUCUUGUAUCAGUAGGAAGUGUGAAAUUAAUAAUGAAACUGUAACAGAUGCUUCCAAAAAGAAAACAAAGAAAAAAAAGAAACACAGUGAUAGUGAGCAGGAGCAAAAUAAUAUAUUCUGUAUUCCUGUGAACCAAGAGGUGGACACAACUUUGGAGAGUGUUGAUUAUAUUUAUGUAAAGGCAUCUGCUAAGAAGAAAAAAAGAAAAAAGAAUUUGUCAGAAGAGGUGGAUGAGGUAAACGAACGGCCUGGCUUGUAUGCAUUUGGAAAUGAUUGCAGAAGCCAAAAAAAGAAAAAGAGAAAACGGACCCUCCCCUGUGAUACACAAGAAGCCAGAGAUGAAACCUUCGCAUCAUCGUUUUUGUCAUAUUCAGAACAAAAUUCUAUGUCCUCCCAAGAAAGGAAUGAUGAGGUUAUGAUGUCAGGGUCAUCUACUAAAAUGAGCAUCCCAGUAGUGCCCAAAAAAUGCCACAAAACCCAUGAAGGUGGAAAAUCCUCCAAAGAAGAUAAGGCUGUUAUGACAAAGAUUUCUUCAGUAUUUGAUGAAAAUCCUCUGGAUGUGACUGCUGAUAUUUCUAAGGUUACUUCAGAGGAUAAUAAUGGCUGUUCUGAAGAAACCAUGGUACCGGUUAGAAAGUUUGAUUUCCCUUUCCAGUCACACUCUGAACAAGCAACCUCAGAAGCUAAGAGAAAGUUACCAGAGUCUGUGGCAACUGAACAUGAGGAAGACCAGGAUGUUGGAUUUACAGAAUCUGAAAACUCUAUGAUGUUGAAUAAUGAAGAGUUCCUUGAAAGUUCCAUGUGUUCAGCAAUGGAUUUGGAGACUGUCAAAAGAAAACUGGAGGAAUUUAUUCCUCAAGUGUGGACAAUGUCAGAAACAUCAAUCCUAAAGAUGGCUGGGAGAGACCUGAUCAGGUUUAAAAAGUUUAAAGAACAAGGUAUGCCUAUCAAAUUUGGCAGGUUUUCUCAGAAGGAAAAUACUCAAAUACAGAAGAAUGUUGAAGACUUUUUAUCGCUUACAGAAAUAGAGAAUGCAGAGAAACUAUUAUUUACCUACCGGUACCCAGAAGAGCAAGAAGCCAUCACCAAACUGAAAACAAAAUAUGCUUUUGGUAUGAAGAUUGCUGAAGGGAUUCCACGGCCCUGGAAACAGGUAUAUUUUCGGGCAAGGAAGAUGUUUGACCCAAACAACUAUAAAGGGAGGUAUUCUGAGGACGAAAAAGAAAAAUUAAAGAAGUAUCAUGCUAUACAUGGCAACAACUGGAAGAAAAUUUCUGAGAUGAUGUCCCGCAGUACCCAUUCGGUUGCAAUGAAGUAUUCUCAGAUUAAGUCCCAGGUUAAUUCUGGUCCUUGGAGUAAGGAGGAGACACAGAAGCUAGUUCGAGCCGUGAAGGAGACCAUUCAGAAGAGGGCUGAUUUGGAAGACAUAACAUCCUUGCUACCGGCAGAGAAUUCAGAUGGAACUCUCUCAGUUGAACGUGAAAAACUGUACAAGAACAUAUCUUGGAUUGAGAUAGAGGCUAAAGUGGGAACCAGAUAUUGGAGACAGUGUAAACAAAAAUGGAUUUCAAUUGUAACAAAGAAAAUGUCCAAUGGGCAGAAUGUAUAUGGUGGGACUAAAGGUUUACAGGCCAAAAUCGAUCUUAUUAAAAGAUUGUAUGAAAUGAAGGUGGAAGACGCUAAUGAAGUGAACUGGGAAGAGCUCUGCGAGAUAAUUGGAGAUGUCCCUGAAGCCUAUGUUCAAGCCAAAUUUUACAAGUUAAAAGCUACCAGUGUCCCUUCUUGGCAAACAAAGACUUUUCCCGAAAUAAUCGAUUACCUUUAUGCUGAGACACUUCCAUUGCUUGAGGAAAAAUUAGAAAAAAGGCACAAGGGUCCUCAGAGUUGGGACAGGUUGUCUUCCAGCUGCGAGAAAAAGGUUUUCCAGUUUAGCGACAUCUUUGACAACAGUGAAGAUGAUGCUGAUGACAAUGACUGAUUAUCCUCCAAAAUGCUCCCUCUUUGCACACCCCCAAAAUGAAAAAUGGAUUCUGAUUAAACUGGGAUUAAAUCAGAAACUGAAUGUACAUGACCAUGAAAUAAUGGGAAGAAUGAAGACACGCAAGCCUGCUUCUAUUGUUUUGUAUUGAAGAGAGAAGUAAAUGUAGAUUAUUUUUUGCGGUAUCUUUGUUACUAGAGACUUUUAACCUUGUCUUCAGAUUGUUUGGGGAAGCUAAAGGUCACUUUGUACUGGACUUGUGGAAACAUUGAAAAACAAUAUUUUUUUCUUAAUACUUCAUUCAUUACAAAUUUGCUAGAAGUCCUGGGUAAGCCUGUCUGAGUGAAUUUACGUUUUCAGCAUUCUAAUGUCAAAUUAGGAUCUUCUUUUUAAAAAAAUCUGCCUUUAAAAAAAAAAAAGUCCAUUUAUUUUAAGUCUGUGUAAGUAGAAUUUUUUUAAUUUACUGUGUUCAGUAUUUAAAAAAAAUGCAACAAACUGUUUAGGUAAGUAAAGGGUACCACUAGUUUUCAGAGAUGAUAACUGGGGAUAAAUCAACGUAAAAUCUAAUGACUAAGAUUUUGUAGAUUCUGCCAAACAUUUUCCACCUAAUUGAAACAUUGGAAUAUUAAUGAAACCAGUGUACUGUUAGCCAGACUGCGGAGAAUUGAUUGCUAUAUGGCUAAUUUAAGCUGUUACACUGGUCAGUCAAUAACUACACAGUUGCCCCUUUCUCCUUGUGCCCCCCUUUGCUCUGACUGACUAAGACAAAUCCAUUUCAGUUUAAUCAUUUAUAUGACCAAACUGAUUUUGAUACUGUAAAAAUGGUCAAAUAACUGAAGUUUAUAAACACUCUAUUGAUCUGAAGAAUUUUUUUCAGAAAAGUGUACUUAAGAAUCUUUAUUACAUAGCCCACAUUGGGCACUGUAGAAGUAUUAGAGUAAUAAAUUUUUGAAGAGUUAUGGAGCAUUUCUGGGCCUCUGGUUAAAUAGUAUCAGUUUAUAAAAUGUCCAAAUACAUAGAGGAGCCAUAGUGUGGUCUCUUAAGUACAUCAUGUGUUUUUAUUGGCUUGUGCAUUUUAUAUUUUUCAUUUUAAUCAAAAGUAUUAACUUUUAUGAGUAAAAACUUUUAGGUUGUUUCCUAAGGGCUUGUCUACAGCUGAAAACUGUUCCAGAAUAAGGAAGGGUGUAAGUUUAGUUCAGAAGACUAUUAAUAAGACUGCUUAUUCUCGUGUCAAACUCUGCGUUUAUGCUUAGUGUAUGCCCAGUUGUAUGUUGCCAGUUCUUCAAUAUUAGAAUGAUCUAUUCAUAGUUGUUAAAACCAGACGAUGCCAUUGUGGUCAUCUAGUCAGACCUCUAGCAAACACAGGCCCUCGGACUUCCAUGAAUUCAGUUUAGUAAGCUAUUCAUCUGCUGAGACCUGAAAUGUGGGUAUUUCUCCAGCAACAGUUGAUAACCCAACAACAAUUAAAAGAAGUCGGGGAACUGCACUGUUUUAGAUGAUUUUGACAUCUUCUGUUGCUGCAGGGGAAUUGUAGAAGCCUGAAUUGUAGUUUUAGCAGCUAUUUUGUUUUAAAAACAGAUGUAAUAUGUCCUGCAUAAACUGUUAGUAGUUUUGGAGCUUGGCUUACUCUGUUUGAAUCUUUUAUACAACGUUUUUUAAUGUUUCUAUGAAAACUGAAGUGAUACACCUAAGAUUUUCUUAAUUUUUUUAAUAUAAUGCAGAGAGAAAAUACUCAACUGAUCAUAUAUUCCUUUUUUCUUUGAAGUAUUUCUAUGUAAAUAUUACAGUAAUAAGAAUGUUGAUGGACAAGAUGAAAAUUGUACAUAUGUCUUCAUUUUAUGAUUUAAUUGUUGUAAGAUAAUGGCAAUUUUCUAUAAAUAGAUGAAGAGAAUGUAAAUAAUUUGCUGUGACUGUGCAAGUAAAGUUAGUCUUUGUAUAGGGUUUAUUCAUUACAUUUUCUAUAAAGACUCAUCAGAAAAUGAGGAUACAAGCAGUAUUGCAACCUGUUAUGAUAUUUAGUGUAUUACUUAAACUUCCAGCUCCUGGAGUCAGGUUGUUAGGUGAGAAUCUUCUCUCACUUAAAAAAAAAAAAAAAAAAAAAAAAAAAAAGUUUCCAGUUUGAAAACUGUAAAUCUUAAAGGCUCAAACACCAGAAGGCAAAUAAAAAGAAUCCAAAAUUUAUUAUUUUAAA